Messenger RNA from Spodoptera exigua (beet armyworm), 4447 nucleotides. The record is from the annotation of a GenBank genome assembly. Lineage: Eukaryota; Metazoa; Arthropoda; Insecta; Lepidoptera; Noctuidae.
CAACACUAGCCAAAAUGUCAUGGCCGCCUUCGCCAUUGCGACAUAUGUACCGUGACAAGUCAUGUCAUUUGUGUCCAUGAUAUAUGAAAAAUUCCAAUGGCAGAUUCUUUCUUCGGGUUCGAUACUUCGUUAUCGAACUUAAAUGAUGAUGAAGGAGGCGGGGAGCCCUCUGAAGAUGAAUACGAUGCACUUAACGACGAGACGUUCGGUCAAGGUUCUGACGAGUUCGACUGGGAGGUGGAACAUGAACAGCUGGCGGAACAGCUGGAGAGUAGCCGCAGACAUAACAGCGGCAUCGAUGACCUCGCCAACACACAGCUCGAGGCAUCGUUAUCCCAGCUAGUACUGGAUGAGACUGACGCGCCGCAGUCAAGGACCAUCGGGUCCAGUGUAUGGAAACAUGACCCUAUCUUCCCGAGCGCGCCUACACCUGUACAAGGACUUAAGAAUGUAUGCACAGUGGAGGAGCUGGAACGCCAGCUGCGGCAGAAGCAGGCCCAGCCUUCCUACAAUCAAAACUACUUCCAGCCAAGAUUUCCACCGGUGAUACUACAGAGGCCGCCUGGUCUACAGGCGCCCGUACCAUUACCAUUCGCACCACAACAACCAAUGUCCCACAACAUGAACCAAAUGAACCAACCACUCAGCAAACUCAUGAACCAAAUGGGACAAAACAACCAACUCAUGCAAAACCAUGUCAACCAACUCAACCAAGGCGUUACUCCAUUCAUGAACAACCAAAUGAGUAACCAAAUGAACAACCAAUUCCAAAAUAACCCGAUCGGUCCGGGAAAUAACCUUAUGAGUCAGUUGUCACAGAACCUAAAUGUUCACCAAAUGAGUAACAACCAGAUGAUGGGUCAAAAUGUAAAUCAAAUGAGUCAGAAUUUGAAUAUGGGACAAAUGGGUCAGAAUAUGAAUCAGAUGGGUCAGAGUAUGAACCAAAUGAGUCAGAUGGGUCAGAAUGUUAAUCAAAUGAGUCAAAACCAGAUGGGACAAUCUCAAAUGAGUCAAAACCAAAUGGGUCAGAACCAACUGAGUCAGAACCAGAUAGGUCAAAACCAAAUGAGUCAAAACCGUAUGGGCGAUAUGUCAUCAAUGUCACAGAAUAUGAAUCAAAUGGGCAACCAUUUGUCUAAUAACCAGAUGGGUCAGAGUCAUAGCCAGAUUAUGCCGAACGGUAACCAGUUUGGCAUGAACCAGUUUCAACAUAUGAUGGGUCAGCCAAGAAUGAUGGCACCACCGCCUGGCAUUAAUAUGCAGAGGCAAAACUUCAACUCAAAUAUGCCUCAGUUUAACACCAAUUUUCGUCCCUCAAUGCCAAACAAACCAGAACAACCAAUAGCCCAACAAAACAUGAUGAUGAACCAGCAAAUGCUAGUGAAAAACCAGCAGCAACCAUUAAACAACAUUAAAAACUCAACCAGCAACCAACUCAGUCAAAUAAACCAGCUCAACCACGUAAACCAACAGCAGCAACAAGCUAAAACAAUACAAAAACCAGUUCAGAAAGAUCAGAAAUUGCAAAAGAGUAGAGUCUACAACAAUUCCAAAAGUCAAAGUCAAGGUCAAGGUCAAAGUCAAAAUUUGACAUCACAAAAUUUGGUCCAGUUGAUACAAAAUACGCAUCCAAUGUUACAAUUUAAUAAUAGUUAUCACAAUGCAAAUCAUCAUCCGAUGUUGAAUAAUAGGAGCAAUGUGUUCACCAACUCACAAUUCAACCAUCCUAUGUUCAACCAAAGGGUUAACGGAGCUUAUAAUAAUAGACACACAGUCAACGGCGAUGAUGCCAGCGGCAGUGACACUGACGAGUACGCGGGUUUGAUGACCACGCGGGAGAAGCAAUGGCUGAUCAACAUCCAGAUGUUGCAGCUGAACACCGGCACUCCUUACAUUCAUGAUUUCUAUUACACGGUGUUCUUAGAGAGACAGGCCAGUAAAGAAAAGGAAGGCAUCAAGGAAGCUCACAAGGCGAACCAACAGAAUCAUCCAUUCUACAGUGGAGGCGUAAAACAAGAAACUCACACACAUCGGGAGCGUCACAACUCGAACCGUCACAACUCUACGAGCGAGGACAGCGCCACCCCGCGGACCUACGUGCCCACGCAGUUUGAGAACUCGCUCGGCAAGUUGCAGUGCGGCAGUGUGACGGCGCCGCGUAAGAUCAUCGACGUGGAGGUGGUGGGCGCCGACGCCGCGCCCUCCCGCGUCUCGCGCGCCUCCAGCGUCGCCAGCACCACGCAUCCCACUGAGGUUCCCAGAGAGAUGAAGAGGACAAAACAGUUACUGUUGGACAUUGAGGCACUUUACUUAAUAUUGUUACGGCUGGAGGAGUUGAACGACCCCCUAGCGAUAUCCAACGCGCUUAUAUUAAAGGAGAGAGAAGAGAAACAGAAGCAGUUGGAAGCAGCGCAGAAGGAAGAGAGUGAACAGCAAGAAGUUGCCAAUUUGUUCCUGAAGAACAUUGAGUCCGUGCAGCGAAGGCCUAAGCAGGACAGUCCUAAAAGCGAGAGUAUAGAUAAACGACAGGUGGUAAACCUAGCAGUGAAUCAGAAGCCGGCUCCCUCGAAGAACUUACUGGACGAAGAUAAGGAUGAGUUGGUGAACAAAAUGUUUGCCGGCUUACUGCAUAGUGACAGAAUACAGCAGAUGCUUACUGUUAGGAAAGGACGGACCUUGAUAUCCCGGUUCGUGGGUCGAGUCCCCGCGUCUCACGUCCGCCUGCGCUCCCUGUGGGGGAAGUUGCUCCGCGGCCUGCCCGCCGCCGCCCGCCGGGACCCCAACUACCUAGGGCCACUAGCCCCCCACUACCGCAAUUACAUACAGUCCACGUCAGGCUGGUCACCCAUCCUGGAGUCUUGCAGCUUGCUGGCUGAAGCCUUCGAUCCUGCGAGGACGCCCUACGCUCUGACUACACCUUUCACCUUAAGCUGCGUUUGCGCACUAAUGGAGAAAGCCGCCAUAUUAGUGAACACGCCCGAAGCGACAUCUAACGAGCGGCAAUGGUCGAAAUUCCUCAAAACGUUGGCCAGAGCGCUGAAAAACACAACCCUGAAUGUUGCCAGGCCUUUACAGCCAAUAUCAAGCAACAAAUUACUGCUUCAUAUGAAACAGUUAGAUUCUAGGAGCACUAUAGAAAUCCUACAGCGGGGUAAGACGGCUGAAUUCGCGGAUAUAUCGAAAUCUGAGGUCACAGAACAAUUGCUUAAACACCUAUGUUGAUAUUCAAUCGAUUUUUCAAACAUUUCGACAAUGUUUACAGACUAUAGUAUUUUCACGAAAAUACAGCUGAUCCAAGACGUAUUUCAGGAGUCUUAUAUGAAAAGACUUAGGUACUGGAUAAAGGAAGUGGAGUACUUCAGGUUUUUUUUUUAAUUUGAUUAUAUAUAAAAUCAAGAUGACGACCGUUGAUUGUAAAUAUAUCAAUAAUAACACAUUUAUUGUUUAAAUGCUUGUUUUUCAUUGUAUUUUUGUUGUUUUGUUAUAGUGGGUAUGCCUUAAUGUUCCUUUCUGUGUUUUCUUUUUAAAUAUCGACCGUUACACAGAUAAAAAAGAUGUCGAUUUGAGAGACAGAUUAAAAAUAUUAAAAAAUAAAAGCUGACUGCACGAAUGGCGCGGUGGCGGGCAACUGACUGCCGUGCAAAGUGUUGCGGGAUCGAUUCCCGCACAGAACUACUCUUUGUGUUGUUGCGGGUCUGGGUGUUGUGUGUAUGUGAAAGAAAUUGUAUGUUUUUAACUCACCCACGACAUAGGAGACAAUCCUUGUGUGUGGCAAAGUUUAUUAAAAAAAGUGUUUUUUUUUUUUCUAAAUUCUAAUUGUGAUUUUUUACGGAGUAUAUUAAUAAUAAGUUCCUAUAUAGAAUCAGCACCUAAGUUUACCCCCUUCAGGGAAAACGCCUGAUCUCACAAUAAAAAGCUUCAAAAGAAACAGAUUGGAACAUCUAGUGCAUAACUACAUAAAACUAUGAUGAAAUAAAUUGAUAAACUAAUUCUUUAUUUAGACGAAGAUCGAUUUGAAAUGUUUUUUAACAAACCAUGAGGGUCGAAUUCCCUGUAGAUCGCGACAAUUUUUUUUUUAAUUGAAAAUAACUUCUUAUUUGAGUUAACCGAUAAAAGUUCUAUACUACGGAAUUAUACCACGGCCUCAUAGAAAACCGGCAUGAAACAACCAGUGUUCUGUUUCGCCUUAUGAGCGAAGUUACUGGAGGUCCAAUCUUUUCCCUCCUCCAAACCCCUAAUCUCAGGCAACGCACUCGUAACUCUUCUGGUUUUGCGGGUGUCCAUGGGCGCUGAUUGCUUACCAUCAGGUAAUCCGUCUGCUCGUUUGCCGAUCCAUCACAUAAAACAUCGCUUCUCCGUCGAGUGGAUCUCUUACUCUAUUUACAAUAGGGAUGGUGACUAAAAAAAUAAUAAUUAGUCCAUCUUUUAAAACGCCAGAAAAUAGUUG